Messenger RNA from Salvelinus fontinalis (brook trout), 7879 nucleotides. Its product is annotated as igLON family member 5-like. Gene Ontology annotation, cellular component: neuron projection. Bases 540 to 1541 code for a protein of 333 amino acids. NCBI's taxonomy places the organism in Eukaryota, Metazoa, Chordata, Actinopteri, Salmoniformes, Salmonidae. The transcript has 8 exons. The record is from RefSeq and is a predicted model, not a curated record.
GCGAUGCAUUGAGUGCGGGGCGACAAGACGCGUUGCAUACCGACAGAGAUCGAGGAGAGUAAGCUAAUUACGGGACGAAUUGUCUACUACAGAACGCACAUAUUGUAUCCAUUAGUUUGCAAUGUUCUGUCGAAUAUUUGGCAGAAAACAGUUGAGUAUUUACCUUCGUGUUCAGGUGCGCAUUUGAGCACAUCUUCUCUCCAAACCAUUGAAAACAACAUUAAUUCAGUGUCUGGAAUAUUUGCGAUUAUUUUGCACCAAGAUUUUGUGUCAUUUGGUAUUCCCUCUACGUCUACGAAAACAUCAACAACCUCUUCUUUGGUUAAGGGGUGGGGGGGUUAUCAACGAGAAAAGUCAAGGGAAUAGACUCAUGUUUUUGUUCAGUCACAUGUAAAAGCAGUCGGUUAUUGCUGUUGGACAUAAAUAAAACACACCAGGUAGAUCUUUUCACAUUUUUCCUGCAAAGGCUCCAUAGAAGGGGACUACAACGGUAUUCUACUACGAAAACAACAUCGAAAAAUCUAUCGAAACAUCAAAACAUGAGCUGCCCAGUCUUACGAAACGUGUUCGCUGGUUUGCUCCUUGCACUGCUGUCGAGUGGACCAAGUGUGCAUGGUGCCGAAUUCGGCCACCUGCCCGACAACAUUACAGUGCUGGAAGGAGAGAGCAUCAUUCUGAGGUGUAAAAUCGACGAGGAGGUGACCCACAAGGCGUGGUUGAACCGCUCAAACAUCCUGUUUGCGGGGACAGACAAGUGGUCGCUGGACAGACGGGUGUCGCUGGUCAACAGUAACACUAGUGACUUCUCCAUCCAGAUAGAGAGAGUGGAGGUGGCUGACGAGGGGCUGUACACCUGCAGCUUCCAGGCCAGCAACAAGCCCCGCAUAGCCCACGUCUUCCUCAUCGUCCAAGUGCCAGCCAGAAUCGUCAACAUCUCCCAAGACGUGUCAGUGAACGAGGGGGGCAACGUAUACCUCUUCUGUCUGGCGGUGGGACGACCUGAACCCACUGUCACCUGGAAGGAGAACAAAUAUGGUCUAAUGAGUGAAGGGGAGUUCCUGGACAUAACAGAGAUCAAGCGGCAUCAGGCGGAAGAGUUUGAGUGCAUCACUAACAACGGAGUGACGCAGCCCGACAUACGCAAGGUCAAGGUCACCGUCAACUACCCUCCCAUGAUCACAGACGUGAAAAACAUGCCAGCCCAGCUGGGCAAGACGGCCAUUUUGCGCUGUGAGGCCAUGGCAGUACCCACAGCCUCCUUUGAGUGGUACAGAGACGACCGCAGGCCGGUAGAGAGCGAUAACACUCUGAGGAUCAAGAACGAGAAGACGCGUUCACUGCUUCUCUUUACCAACGUGACGGACAAACACUUUGGCAACUACACUUGUUUUGCCUCCAACAGGCUGGGAGCCUCCAACGCCAGCAUGCUGCUCUUCCGGCCGGGAGCCGUGUACGGACGAGGCGUGGCCGUCAACGUGGGGGUGAGUGCGGGUGUUGGCUUUUGGCUUUGCCUCUCUGUCUCUCUCCUGAUGAAGGUCUAAGAGCUUUUCCCGGAAGUCCCAUCCCGUCUGUGGAAGGAAGAAGGAAUUUAUUUAAUUACGAACCCAUCACUGUGAAACAAAAAUAAUAUGCAUUAUUCAAAGUAGCCAUUGACGCAUCGCAUCUCACACCCACACCAACUCCCCCCUCGCUACCUAUAUUGCCACCAUCACCAUACCACUCUCUCUCUUCAUCCUGUUUCCAAUGAGGGUCACCAUGGUGAUGUCUAUAAUGUGUUUAUUAAGAAUGAUAAUUGUGAUGAUGACGAUGAAAACAGAUAUUUAACACCAGGAUAAUACUAUUACAAAUCUAAAUCAUGACUGAUCUACAAUAAUGUUCAUGGACGUUUGGAAACUAGGAGUGACAACGCUACUAUUUAUGGUUGGAACUACUCUAUAAUGAAAAUGAUUCGUUAUUCUAAUGAGGGUCACGUGACCUUGUUGAAAGCUGUCCAUUGGCCCGUCGGUCCUGUGACAUUUGACCCUAUGAUCAUACAAGUACCAUUUCAUUCCGUUUUUAACCAUGUGGCAGUGUAUAUGACGCGGCUGCUGCGAAUGAUGUCAAAACACACAUGAAGGGUGGACGGUGGGGGUUCUAUAAAGCCUUUGCCCUUCUAGUGCAUCCCUUUGGGAUCUCAACCAAGAAGAAGCAUGUGAGAAGACCCACUUCAUCCCCCCUCCAUCCACCCCCACCCCUCUUUAAAAAAAACUCGUCCUCUGCCCACCCCCCCCCCCAUCGUUAAGGUGGUUUGUGCUCCGUCCCGUGUGUAAAUAUAAUGCAGUACAGAGGCCAUGCCGUUACUAGAGGCAGUCUAUCCACAUCCAACACUCCUUGGUUGGUGGCUAAUGUAGUGGCUAAUAAAAUCUAAAAUAUCCAGCAAAACUACAUUACCCAUCAGCCUCUAUUACAGUUUUCAUAACCAGGAAGGGACUGUAGAAAUAACAAUCGUGUCUCCUGCUUUGAAGGCGUUGACCAAUCAUCCUCCUUCCUUGUCGCUUGUUGAUAGCAUGUACCGGUUAGAGAUGUUCCUGUCGUGAAACCUCCCUCCCGCUCCCCCGCCUCCCCUGCACUGUGUCCGUUUUACUCUGCAAGGUUAAACUGCUAUAACUUUUUGGGUGUUGAUAAUAAUACUGAUGAUGUUAAUAAGUAUUUAAAUUAAUAUGAAAAGUAAUUCCAUGUGAGAAAAAAAAGAACACAUACUACUCCAGCGCUGACGAGCCGUGUGUGCUAAAAAUAUUUUGUACUCAAUCCCUCGGAGAAAUCACACUCAUUGAACUGAACGACGACGACAAAAGACGAAGUUGUAAGGUUUUCAAGUUGUGCUCUUUUUUGCCAUGACAAGGAUUUUAAAAACACAUCAAAGUUGAUCCCGAGGGAGACUUUUCAUCAGAAAGAGUCCGCAGUCAAUGAAAUGUAAUAUUGUUUGUAUACGUGUAUGUAUUUACAUUUUGUUUUCAUGCUGUUAACUGUAUAAAGCAUACUACACAUAUUCAACCAGCUUUCAUAGCGUGUCACUCUCCAGACAGACCAGCUCAAUAGAUCAAUUAUUUAAAACGAUGUAUGUAAAGCAGCGUCCCUGUAAGUCAGUCAGCCCCCGUAUGGCAGGACAGGCGCACCAGGAGAUAAAGAUGUAAUUAGCCACUACCUGUGGCUGGAUAAGUGACGGGGCCUACACUCCCCGCCUCCCCCAUGUCCUUCCCGCCAGCCAUGGACAAGCCCCAUAAAUCACGUUCAAUCCUGGCCCCUGACAGGAUCCUCCUCAAGGACACCCUCGUCCCUGUAAAGCAGACGUGGAGCGUCCUCACAAACCACCACACCUGGGCCCUGAUUGAACCCCCCCCAGGGCUCAAUUAUCCAGCCACUUUCCCUGCACAGAUCAACCACCGAGACGUGCACUGUGAGGCUCGAUGACACCCCAACCAACCGCUGUUUCUCUGUCACGUCCUGCUGUGUCUAUGUCUAUAUGCAAACUCCCCCAAUAGUGAACCAACCUGCAUGGAGAGAUGGGCUCACACUACCCACAAUUCCUGUGACCUUACAGGAAUAUGCAGCAUCUGUAUUCAGUAUUCUGCGAAUAGCUGUCAUCUUUUUUUGUUUGAUUUAAUUUUAACCAGCAACAUACCUGCUAACUCAGAUAUAGGAGAGGCAUCCAAUCCGGUUAAGCUGUGCUAUGAUAUUUAAGGGUGCCCCUAACAAUCUAUUCAAGAAUGGAACUGUUUUAGUAAUACUAUUGUAUGAAGUGUGCUAAUGUGUGAAGAGAUGUGAAGCCCUAGCAAGAGUGAAUGUCCCCUUUAGCAGGAGGCUAGUCAAUGAAAAUCUGUUUGUCUCACUGAAUAUAGUGUGAGAUGUGUUCUGUUGAUGCCCGUUGCUCUAUGCAAUGUAGUCAGUCAUUGGUAUGUCUGAAGGGCAACACACAGACCCACUUGUGUUCAUCUUGUUUUGCUCAGACUCACAGGACAUUGAUGGGUAUCGAUUUUCAAGCACAAGAGCAGGUUGUUUUGGUCAGUGAUUCUGUUUUUCCUUCUUUGUCGUUUUCGAUCCCCCUCUCUCACUCACGCUGUCUUUCUGUCUGUCUUCUCUCUUUCACAUCCUCUGUCCCAUGUCAGCACCCAGCUCAAUUUUAUCAGUGGAAUAAACUUCUGCAUGUACAUACUCUGUCCUUGAAGAAAAAAUGAAAAGAAAAUAAGGAAAAACAUACUGUCAUGUUUCUCAAUGUGGGUUUGAAAAAAAAGCAUGUAAAUGUUCGUUUUGGGGGGAUUUUGAAAAACAAAAAGCUGUAUCUUGUGUAAAGGCUGGGGGAAAGGCUGGGGGAUAUGCUUUUAAAUUCAUGCAAUGGAGGGCGAUAUGUAUGGUGGGCAUUUGUAAUAACCCCAAAUGAGUUUGAGGGUCUCCAUGAGUUCUUCAUCAAUGGGAAAGUUAAUCAGAGGACUGGAAAUGGGAAAAGGAAGGAUGCAGAGAAUACACUUCCUCGAUGGGUGUGAGAGGACCUCCACACACAGUGGGAAGAAGCCCAGACUGGUACAGACAAAGCUCUGAGGCAGAGGGAGAUGGGAUGACUCUGACCAGACAGUAAACUCUCCAUGGGGGAGAACGAGAAAAGACAAGGCAGACACUUGAUAGGAUAGCAGCUCAGAUAUAAAUCCUAAAAUGGCCACUGCGUCGUUCCUCCUGAAGGAAGACAUACCACAGCGUUGUCUAUGAUUACACCAUGUAAUAUUAAUAGCAUUAGCACUGCAAUGAUCACAAACACUGUCUGUGUACAGGCAGCAUUUCAUGAAUCUAUCUGCUAGCCUAUCAAUGAGCGUUUACACUUUAUUGAUAUGGUGUGGUGUCAUAUAGCUUGGCCUGUAAUUACAGCACAAAGACCUGCUGUAUGAUUCUAAUGGACGUAAGUGGUGUCAUUACAUGUAGUUCAUCACUCCCAACAAAUGGGGGCGAUGCUAAUUCUACGGGCGCCACUCGAGCAUUGCUAAGCAGCACUUUUUGGCUUAUGUUGAUGUACAUAAUAUAAACUAACUUGCUUCCUUUAUAUAUGAGAUUAUUUAAAUGUUUUGAAGACAAUUAGAACCAUAUUUGGGUGGUGUAUUUUUUAUUUGUGAAUGACAAGUCUAGUUGUAUAUGAAAAUGCAGCGGGAGACGAGCAGUAGAAGGUAGAUAACUAUACACCCAGUCUCCGUUUGAAUGUACUCGUUUUUUAAGUUGUGUAUCUGUGUUAGAUCCUGAAUCACUAUAAGCACUAUAUUCCAGUCUCGCCACAUUAAACAGUUCCUUUACAGACUUUCAGUUCCAAAUGCAAUGGUUAAUCGAUACAUUGGACUGGAUCGCUUGAAAUUGAGCAAUUUCUCCCCAGGCUCACUACCAGGGCCCAAAGACGGAAUUGUCAAGUGUCUAUAUUAAGGCCUUAGAAUAGAGAGCAUAAUUUAUCAUGCCUUGAUACAAGACACCCCUAAUUGCGCAUUGAUUUUCUCCCCAUCUCCGAAACAUUUUGGCCGAGCUAUAUUGUCAACUAAGGUAACUAUUUGUUUAGAGAACAUACAAUGAAGAAUGAGUCAUUAGUUUUAUUUUCAUGUCAGUUGAAAGAGUAGCUCGUCAAGGCGCAUUUUGUUCAUUUUGUUCUUUCUGAUAAUAAGAUGUCUAACAAUUGUCUGUAUAAUGGCACCUUAUAGUACAUUAUAUUUUAUUAUUGUACUCAAUUAAAUGAUUGAUACCAAAUGUUAAUUUUGGAAAUGUCAGUACCUAUCGAUACUGUGUAUCUAGAGGCUUAUGUCUGACAAACACAGCCGACUCUUUAAUAGGAGUAGAGUCUAGAACGAUAGGAUGUACAAUAGAACGAGAUGAGAUAAAGAGGAAUAGAACCGUAGCCAUGAUAGUAUUUGGUCAAUAUUCAACUAACAUGAUAAAUUAUCAGAAUUAUGUCAGAUUUUCAGUACCGGUACUGUGUAUCAGUUAUACAUAAGAAGAUGUGUCUUAUUGAGGGACAGACUCAUUGAUAUAUAAAUUAUUUCCGUAGUACCAGCCAGGUCUCUCCAGCUUUUGUCCUUCACACCAUAGCCCACUCGCUAGAUAACAAUGUGUUAUCCUAAUGAGCUAUUGUUCACCAGCUAAUCUAAAGGCCUGUUCCAUUCUUAUGAGCAGAGUCAACAUUGCGAGUGUGUUUAAGCUCCAGUAGAUUUCCAUUAGCUGUACUAAUGAGUGCAUCGAUACACACAACAUGCUGGGCUGAGGUUAGCUACAUGAGGAAAAUAGGUCAUUAUUGUAUGAACAUGCUGACUACAAGUGAUAGGAGGAAGUGAUAUUUGCCUUGACUCACUGGAGGAUCAACUUGGAAGUUGAAUGAGGUGGCUAGCUAGGUAUAGUAAGUUGGUAGUAGUUGAAUUGAUAGAUACACAAGGACAGAAUGUAUAGAAAAAAAGAUGGAUACAUUUAUGUAGAGAGGUGGAUAUUUUGUUAGUUUAUCGUUUCUAUUCUGAAUUCUAAUUAGGAUAUAUUGUUAUCCAUGUAAAACAUUGACAGUAUUUGUUUGUGUGGAUAGUGGGUUAAAGUAAUACUUGCGAGCCACAGAGGCAAGAGCAGCAGUCACUCACUCCCACCUCCAUCCACACAAACAGGCAGGGACUACAGAUGGUUGCUUGUCAAUCACCCUCUCCUUUCUAAGAAUGUAGCUAGUGGCUAAUUAACAGUGUAACAGUGUUGGUCCAUCCACAGCUGGAACAACAAGAGAGUCUGCACACUACUAGGCAACAAUGGAGGCGCCCACCAGCCAGCCUCCUUAGUCAUUAGAAGCCGGCCUAACAUCUCCAACACUGAGAGCCCCUUUACUUGGCCUUUGUGAGUCACCAGCACAAACCUGCCAUUUGGCCUGUCAAUCAACUGGGUAAAUAUUGGUUGCCAUGGCGAAACUGACAAUGGAACUAUAUUUUUUUCUUGUCGAAUGACAUCAUCAAGUGAUGUUCUGGCUUGUGUUCAUAGGAUAAAAUGGGAGAGAACCUGUGCGGUGUGAUUAAGUCGCAAACUGUCCUAUUAAUGUGAAAUGUAUAGAUUUGAAUUUAUGACACAAUAUAAGAUUGGGUUGUCAUGACACUGUUGUCUCACCAGAACAAUUUUGAAACUUCUGUAAAACUAUGACAAUCAGGUAAUAACAAUUAACAAAGACAAGUGUAAUUUUUAUCAGUGCGAGAACUAAUAACAAAUAUUAGGUUGUCUCAGCAAUCCAGUGGAUGAGUCUACCCAAGAAUGCUUGGUUAGUGUUUGCGGACAUCUUAUGGAGAUGUCAUGCCCAUCUCUCUCUCUCGUUGCCCCUCUGGCCCACUUCCUCCUCCCUCCUCCAUCUCCUUUCCCUCUCUGUGGAGAAAACCUGCCACCUGUACCCCCCCCCCCCCCAUGCCAAUCCCGCUGCCUGCUGCCUUGCCACCUCUCUGAAUGCCAGGUUCCCACCCUGGUAAAUCUGUGUUAUUGAUUUGUGAGUGUGUGUGUCCAUGUGUGUGUGUGUGGAUUAUCUGACCUUCACAUGGCAGGCAUGUUGGUUUCAAUCUACCCCUAGACCUCAACAUUAUUAUUUCUGUCGGUGUUGACUUUGCAAGGUUGCAUCGAUAUAACAUACUGAACAAAACAAAGAAACACAAGCAGCAUCGUCUUCCAUCUUGACAUAUUUCUGUGCAGUGAAGCGAUGAUGAUUAUGAUGACUCUUUUGAUUCAUUUAAACUCUGUUCUGUCUCUGUUUCUAAGUGUCAUUUCUAAGUGUGUGGACAAUUUUUCCCCCAAAUCUAUAGAAGUGAAGUUAAAAAAAUAAAAUAUAUCAGAGGGAGAAAAAUCAAUAAAAAUAAUGUUGUUUUUAACAGAA